This is a messenger RNA of Ananas comosus (pineapple), 757 nucleotides long. RefSeq lists its product as uncharacterized. The record is from RefSeq and is a predicted model, not a curated record. NCBI's taxonomy places the organism in Eukaryota, Viridiplantae, Streptophyta, Magnoliopsida, Poales, Bromeliaceae.
AACUCUUGCCGGGCCGAACGUAGAUCACACAGAUUACAGAAGGGCCAAGCAGGCCGAAAAGGGGCGAGCGAGAAAAUGGCGGGGCUGCUGGCGUGGGCGGCGGACGUGGUGGGCGGCGGCCCGACGGACGACGCCGGGGACGACUACAGCCGGCUGGCGAUUCCGGUGGUGUUCACCGCGGAGCAGCAGGCGCGGGCGGCGGAGCUGGACGCCCGCGCGGCGUCCCUCCGCCGCUCGAUCCGCGAUCUCCGGCUCCGGAUCCCCCCCGCGCACAUCUCGCAGCGCCUCCCCCACCUCCACGCCCACUCCCUCGCCUCCAGCGCCGACCUCGCCCUCCAACUCAACGCCCACUCCACCACCCGCGAGCAGGCACAACAAAGAGAAAUAGCACUGCAAGAAGAAAAUGCUGCCUAUGAAAAGGCUAUAGCAAAUUGCCACCAGAAAAUCGAAGAAAAGCUGCAUGAAGCCGAUCUACUUCAGAGUAAACUGAAGGAGCUCGACUUGAUUGCGCAGAAAUUUAAGGGUGAGUUUGAAAUAGCACUAAAGGAGGAGGAAGAAGCAAGUCGACCUGAAUCAUCGACAACUGCUUCAAAUUCUUUGGAAAAUGUUACUCUGGAGAUAGAAUCUUCGAGAAUUACAAAGUUAAAAGACUUAGAGGAAAGAAAGAAAGAGUUGAGAUUACUGGAAGAGGCGGUGCAGAGGUUGGAGAUUGAGUGGUCAAUGGUUCAACAGGAGUCAGCAAAGAAACCUUCACCAG